UUCUUCGACUGCGUUCACUACUACUUCCCAAUCCUCUAACUGUAGCCGGUCGCUGGAAGCAAGUGUUUGCACUCGAGUGCGGUAUUGGCCGAAAACCUGACUAGGCAUGCUUUUGCGAAAACAUGGUGAUGGCCAGUCCAAACGGGGCAAUGAUGAUGUUUCCAUUGAUUCACGAUCCAUCGUUGCCUCGUGUUUCAACACCGAUGUUCGGUGAUGAAAGGCAGCACAGUAGGCAGCUGAAGGGGAUGCCCACAGUGUACGGCGUGCGCAAAGCAUGACGAGCGGGUUCAGGACAUUUGGGAGAAGGCCUCGAAGUCCGAACAUCAAGCAAGCGCCAGGACCCACACGGUGGACGGCACCUGCCCUAGUUUUGUAAAGACCCCUGCUAAGCGCUGUGAAGGGUCAGCUGGGCCGCCGACGAGGUUUGGAAACAACCGAAAAGACGUCUCCGCCGAUCUGCCGUUUACGCACCACUCCCUCGAGGCCGCCUCCCCACGGCCCUCCUGCUCUGCGAGAGAGAGGGGGAAAGGGAGAUUUGCAUAAAGAUGGCGGACUGGACGUUAUCGGGCAUUUUGGGAACGGGUCCUCUCAUGCAUGCGUGCAUGUCGAGGUAGCAUCAAGGCGGACUGCUGGUUCUCGUGUAGAGAGAUGGGAACCCAAGGCUUGGCUGCGUGAGAUGCACAGUAUCACGGAUCGGAUGUAUCCGACGAGGCCCCAGUUGAAGUCUAUAGUACGACCAUCGCUGGGUUUCAAGCGGUCGGGAGGGGGCCGAGAAAGUAAACAC
Messenger RNA from Periconia digitata, 784 nucleotides. The record is from the annotation of a GenBank genome assembly. Lineage: Eukaryota; Fungi; Ascomycota; Dothideomycetes; Pleosporales; Periconiaceae.